ACUGGUCGGAGAGGCAGGAAAGUGUCAUUUGCUCUGUCGUUAGUUUGCCGAGCGUCUGGAGAGAUUUAUUUACAUGCUGUAAAUGUAAGGUUUGGUUUUUACAAUUCCGCCGUAGCCCCAUAUUGGUCUACAAAACAGCUAUGGGCGAUAAAGUCCUGGAAAUCAGUUUACGUUAGUAAGCUGGAUAUCUUUCAGUCAGUUAGCUACAAUUGUUAGAAGUUGGCUAGUUCAGAGCUAGCUUACUACGUAGCUGACGUUAGUACAGUGAGGAUAGGCUGCUGUUUACUGUGAGCGUCUGAUCCACAUCUACAAAAACAUCACGUCUGCCGAGCUGCUGCAACCGUGUUGAGUGCCCCUGGUUUUGGACGCGAGGAGCCGUUUUCAGAUACCCUACCAUGGAUCCAUUUGAUAGUAACAGUACAGAUCGAGCCAACCUGCCGCGGAACAUGAUAGAGAACAGCAUGUUUGAAGAAGAGCCUGAUGUCGUGGAUUUGGCCAAAGACUCCACAGCAUUUCCGUCGUUUCCGGCCCUUGACCCAGAUGAAGUGGUGUACGAGCCUCGCAGCUCACGGUUGCUGGUGCGUGGCCUGGGAGAAAAUGACAUGGACGAGGAUGAGGAAGACUGCGAGUCUUCAGCCCGUCUGCUGGGCAUGUCCUUCAUGAACCGCAGCUCUGCUCACAGAUCCAGCUCUUCCCCUUACACCAGACAGGCUCCACCCAGGUCAUGUUCACGGCCCUCAGCUCGCACCAUGGUCGUCUGUGUGUUAUUCCUGGUGAUAGUGGCCUCCAUGACCAUGGUGCUGUACUUCUUACCAGGGUGCACCUUUACCAAGACGGGUUGUCGUAAGGUGAACAAAACCACUCCCUUUGAGCCGGUCUACCCUAUAUCCACCAAUGGUGAACCGUUCCCUUGGGCACAAUUCCGACUGCCUCAAAGCAUACAUCCUCUCAGCUAUGACCUCACCCUGAACCCUGACCUCAACAGCAUGACCUUCACCGGCAAAACUGUUAUCAACAUGAUUGUGCUUCACAACACCAAGCGCAUCGUCCUGCACAGUGCUAAUCUCAACAUUACCAAAGCUACCUUUAAGCUGGGUGAUGGGAAGGCCAGUGAAGUAACUGUACUUGAGUACAAACCCAGACAGCAGAUAGCUGUUAAGUUCUCUGAAGACCUGAAGGCAGGCCAGCACUGUGUUUUGACCCUGGAUUACUUUGCCAACCUGUCACACACCUAUGAUGGUUUCUACAACAGUUCAUACACUGAUAAGGAUGGAAACAAAAGGGUGCUCGCAGCAACCCAGUUUGAGCCGCUAUCAGCCAGGAAGGCCUUCCCUUGCUUUGAUGAGCCAGCUUUCAAAGCCACCUUUCUGAUUAAAAUCAGCAGAAAACCAAGCUACAUGACCCUCUCCAACAUGCCUAAGGCUAGCACCACAACACUUCCAAACGGCCUCCUGGAAGAUAAGUUUGAAAAGACCAGCGUCAACAUGAGCACUUACCUGGUGGCCUUCAUCGUCGCUAACUUUACUCCUAUUGAAAAGAAUGUCUCAGAAAUUCUGGUGUCUGUGUACUCUGUACCAGAGAAGAAGGAGCACACUGACUAUGCUCUGGAAACAGCCUCCAAAUUGCUGGAGUUUUACAAUAAGUUCUUUGAAAUUGUAUACCCCCUCAAAAAACUAGACUUGGUAGCCAUCCCGGACUUCCUGGCAGGAGCCAUGGAGAACUGGGGUCUGAUUACCUUCAGAGAGACAAGCCUGCUUGUGGGGAAACAGUCGUCUCCUCUGGAAAAACAAGUAGUUGCCUCUGUAAUAGCGCACGAGCUCGCUCAUCAGUGGUUUGGGAACUUGGUGACCAUGAGCUGGUGGAAUGACCUGUGGCUCAACGAAGGCUUUGCCACUUACAUGCAGUACAUGUCACUGCAGACAGUGUUGCCUCAGCUGGACAUUGGUAAUUUGUUUCUGGCGGUGCGGUUCAGAGCCUUGGACAAAGACGCACUAAACUCUUCCCACGCGGUGUCGACAGAGGUUAACACACCGGAGCAGGUGGAAGAGAUGUUUGACUCUGUCUCCUAUGAGAAGGGUGCAUCCAUUCUUCUGAUGCUGAAUGCCUCCCUGCCAGGGGAUCAACAGUUCAGAAAGGGAAUCAUUGAAUACCUAAAACAGUUCAACGGAUCAAACACAGACACUGACGACCUCUGGAACAGCCUCACACAGGUUGAGGUCUCUGCUCAGCAUCAAAAUGUGUCAGAGAUGAUGAGCUCAUGGACAUCACAGAAAGGCUUCCCAUUGGUAACUGUAAGCCGCAAGGGAGAUCAGGUGACCCUCACACAGGAGCACUUCCUGCUCACAUCUGACAAUGCCACGCACACUUCCAGCUUGUGGAAUAUCCCAGUGACAUACGUAAACGACAGCUGCAGUUUGGCCCCUGAAUGCAGACAGGUGUUCACUCUGAGGACCAAGUCAGGGACUCUUAAGGUGCCAGAAAGUGUAAAGUGGCUGAAACUAAACUACAAAAACACCGGCUUCUACAUUGUCCACUAUGGAAAUGAUGGUUGGACUGCGCUCAUAGAAGCCUUGUCUAAAAAUGUCAAUGUUCUUACAAGUGAGGACCGUGCCUCACUUAUACACAACAUCUUUGCUCUCUCCAGACUGGGACGUGUGUCCUUCCGUCUUGUCCUCAACCUUUUGAACUACAUGUCCAAUGAAACUGAGACCUCUCCUGUGACAGAGGCCUUGUUACAGCUCAACAGAAUCUGCCAGCUGCUCGACAAAAGACAGGAGCAAGAUCUCGUUUCCCGCAUGAAGGCAUACAUUCAACAUCAUUUUGAGUCUCUGAUGCAAAACCAAACAUGGGGGGAGGAGGAGAGUGUGUCUAAACAGGAGCUACGCUCAGCUGUUCUGGAGACAGCCUGUGGUCUGAAUAACGAAAGUUGCAUUGAGCGGGCCAAAGCCCUGUUUAAGCAGUAUGUCAAUUCCAGUGGGACUGUUCGGAUCCCAGGCGACCUGCAGAAAGUUGUCUUCACUGUGGCUGCUCAAUCAAACGAGGAUUGGUCAACCCUGCUCACCAUGUACGGAAAUGUCACCUAUGAUGCAGAGAAGCGAAAAAUGCUACAGGGCCUAGCAUCCACUCAGCAUGCCAGGAGUAUCGUAUGGAUUCUGAAGGCUGGUCUGAAGGGGGACAUCAUCCCGACACAGGAGUUGCCUUUGGUCAUCGACAGUGUGUGUGAUGGCUUCGCUGGCUACUUGAUUGCCUGGGACUUUAUACAAAAUAACUGGGACCAGCUCAUAGAGAAGUUCCCUGUGGGCUCCUUUGCCAUCCAGAGAAUCAUUAAGUCUGUCACCUCCCAGUUCUCCACACAGGCACACCUUGAUCAAGUGCAUGGUUUCUUCUCCAGUUUGAAGGAGCGUGGCUCUCAGAUGCGAAGCGUGCAGGAAGCUUUGGAAACCAUCAAGCUGAACCAGCGCUGGAUGGAGAGGAACCUUCCAACACUUCGAAAAUGGCUCUAAUACAGGCACCCCAUCCAGUCUCUGCCCCACUAACAGUUCGCCUGGCAACUGGGGCAUGUCGUCAAGACAACAGCAAUGUUUGCACUAUUGUAGGACUGCGUCUCCUAACUCCCUUUAUCCAGGCCAGAGUACUUAUCAAAGCCAGAGGUUGUGCUCUACCUGGGUGGACAGGGUGUUUGAUUUUCUGAGAUUGGUCCUGUGAGAUGUAGUUGCUAGCUCAGGGUGGCUCUGAUUGUGCAUCUGGCAGAGUGAUGUCAGAUGCAGACUCACACUCCUCACACUUUAUGCUGUAGACCAAACCUCUCCUCUGCAGGUCUCAUCCAAACCUCAUGCCUGGGCAGACAAUCAUGCUUUCAGAGAGCAGCGCUUCACCCACACUCCCCUCGCUCAGCCUGCUCUCAGGCACUUAACUGUGCGAGCUAUUUAAUGGCCACUUCUAAAAGUAUGAAGAAUGUCAUAAUUACAGUAUGUGCUGUCGGUAAGUCGUGGACUUUUUCUCUACCGUGGGACGUUGAUGCAGCUGUCAGAGAUUUCUCAGCGAUGAGAAAUUGAAUUUACCGGUACUUGAGAUGGAAUUACUGUUAGAAUUAAACUAACCUUGCAUCGCUGUGUUACGCAAAAUCUGUAUAGAAAUAAUAACAGCCUGUCAUUCUGUACUUAUUCAUGCAACCUGAAGCAUUUACUAUGUUAGUAAUGGUUUGACUGAAAAAGGGAUUGGUUGAUUGAUAGCUUAAAUACCAAACUUGUAUUGGCAUCAGUUGAAUGUACUGAAAAACCUUCCCACUGUGUACAGUAGAUGGCGUACUGCACAGCAAUGCAGGUUUAAAUCAACAACCAAUGUGUCUUAGAUGAGAGCAGACAGUGAACACUGGAGCCAAAUGUUCAUUUCUUUCUUUCUCGCUUUUAUUUCUCUACCAGUCAGAAGAUCAAGUUUUAUUAUGAUUGCUUUUUGCCUGCAGCGCAGCCACUGUACAGACUCAUUCUUAAACUCAGUGUGCUUGCAACCUUGUAGUUAUUAUGUAAAUAUGCUCAACCCUGCUACACUUUACUCCUGCUGUUUUGGAUGUACUGUUUUAAACAUUUUGACUUUUAACAUUUUAAGAUUUGCUUUAUGUUGUGUGUAUAUAGAGUGUAAAGAGGAAAUGUAUCCAUAGAACUGGUCAAGAUUCUUGGUCAAAUACUUGUUACUGUAUUCUUGAUUUACACCACCGCAGGGAGGUCAUUUGCUGAUAUAUGUUUGUGUUUUUAAGGGCUAAUGUGCAUAUUGAAGAUACAAAGUGUAUAGAGGAACAUCUAUAUUGGACAUGACGAAUCUGUCCAGUAAGCGGUUCCUCAUCAGCCAAAUUAAAAAAAAAACCCCAGAAGGUUUAAAGUUACUCCAAUGUUAACCAGCUGUGAUGCUCCUGAGAGUGAAGAGUAGCUUAGUAUUUAUUGAGAGGGUGUCUUUACAUGUUUCCCCAACUUUUGUUCCAAAAUGUAUUUAAUUACAAUUGUACACUCAUCCUGAGUUGCUGUCGUUGAGGCGGUACUGCUUACUUAUUCACUCCAUCACUGUCAUGGUGUUCAGGAUAAUUGAUCUCCAAUAGAUCUGCUCAUAUUGCUUUCUUAGACCAUCCCAGUUAUAUGUGUCAAGCUUGUCUCUGUGUUUUUGUCAUGUUAUCUUUGUCUCAUUUAUUAUAUAAAACUUUGUCGGCAGGAUUUACAAGUUCAUAUAAAAAUACCAAAUGAGUGUCAUAAAGGAGGUGACACUUGCUCAAGUUCAAUCAGUGGUAGUGGUACCUCCAGUUUGGUCAUGUCGGCAUUCCAAACUGGUGAAAAGAGAAAAAAUUAGUGAUGGUCAGACUGUACAUUUAGUAUUUUAUUGCAGUUAAGCUCUGUCUGGAGGUUGUCAGCAGUAUUGUCAUUGACUCAUUCCAUCUGAUCCAUCAUACUUUCACAAACGCUGAUAAUGUCUUUAGCUAGCAUUUAAUAUGCCUUUAAAUACACAUCUUUACAGUUUACCUUUCAGUCCUGGCUAAUUGUGAAUUAUUGUCUUUUAUUGUGGGAAAGUAUUGGUCAGUCUUGGACAUUUUCCAGCACUCACCAAUCAGUUCAGAUAAUCAGCUUAAUUGAGGCUCUGGGAUAUUGAUUUCCCAUCAUCUCUUGGUUCGAAAUCGAUUGGACCACGUGAAGUCAGUUGCAAUAAGCUUUUCAGAGACAGGUGAUGUCAUUCAGGUACAAUGUCGGUGGCUUGAUGAGAGGAUUGUAGUACCAUGUGUGCAGUAGACCCAAUCAGAUUGUUUUUUUUUUUGUUUUUGCACUGUGAUUAAAAUGCUGCAGAUGCUUUUUAAACUGUGUUGCUCUUCAUGUGAACAAAUUAUAAAUAAAAGUUGUUUUCUGAA
Molecule: messenger RNA, 5884 nt
Organism: Thunnus maccoyii (southern bluefin tuna)
Lineage: Eukaryota; Metazoa; Chordata; Actinopteri; Scombriformes; Scombridae
Gene: lnpep
Product: leucyl/cystinyl aminopeptidase
Exons: 22
Coding region: 396-3503 (1035 amino acids)
Biological process (GO): peptide catabolic process; proteolysis
Cellular component (GO): cytoplasm
Molecular function (GO): metalloaminopeptidase activity; peptide binding; zinc ion binding
Source: RefSeq, a predicted model, not a curated record